AUGGUAGAAGAACCCACCAACAUUACCUCACCUAAUAGUGAGAAACCUGUUUCACAUUUCCUCAAUUUCUCCGAUCAAAAUAAUCCUUAUUGGAUAGAAAAUGGGGAUAAUAUAGCGGCUAUCCUAGUCACUGAUCUUCUAACCACAGAGAAUUAUGUUACUUGGUCUAGAGCUAUGCGAAGAGCACUCAGAGCUAAGAACAAGAUUGGUUUUAUUAAUGGAGACAUUAAGAAGCCUACAAGUCUGGAUGAUCUUCUCAUGGAAGCUUGGGAACACUGCAAUAAUGUGGUAGUGUCUUGGAUUCACAACUCUAUAAGUAACUCAGGAAAAUCAAGCUUAGCUUUCGUUGAUGAUGCUUAUGCCAUUUGGAGUGAGUUGCAAGACAGAUUGUCACAGCAAAAUGUACCACUUAUUUUUCAAUUAAAGAAAUCCUUGGCAAGUCUUUCACAAGGGGAUGAAUUAAGCAUUUAUUUUGGAAAAAUUAAAACUAUUUGGGAUGAACUCAUUAUGUAUGAUCUUAUGCCUGAAUUAGGAGAAGCAACCAAGAUGAUUUUUGGCACUCCUUCUCCUGACCUUAUGCCUAUGCUUACUAAGAAAAAAUUUGGCACCUUCAAACCUGGUAAUAGGCGUGAGACGCCCUAUUGCACACAUUCUAGGAUAUCAGGACAUGUUUUAGAUACCUGUUUUAAGGCUGGGAAUGCUGAGGCUCCUGUGUGUAAUCGCUGCCACAUAAGUGGACCUAUGGUAGACAAAUACUAUAAGUUGCAUGGGUAUCCACCAGGGCAUAAGCUGUAUAACAAAGCAAAGGGACCUAGUGUUUUCGUUGCUUAG
Messenger RNA from Carya illinoinensis, 831 nucleotides. RefSeq lists its product as uncharacterized. The coding region runs from base 1 to 831 and encodes 276 amino acids. The transcript has 2 exons. NCBI's taxonomy places the organism in Eukaryota, Viridiplantae, Streptophyta, Magnoliopsida, Fagales, Juglandaceae. The record is from RefSeq and is a predicted model, not a curated record.